CCCUUUGCUAACGCCUUCAGCCUUCUUAGUUCUCUCUCUCUCUGCUGCGAUCCCUUCCACCGGCGGUAGCUUCCUCCCUGAGUGUCCGGCGACCGGUGUUGGCACUUGGCUGCGAUCGUCUUCUUCCGGCUGCAUCAAAUUAGUUCAGCCAUUGCCUUUCCUUGCAUAGCAGAAGGAUUUCCUUGUGCGUGGAACUUGACCCACUCGGUUGCCUGCAGAAAGCGAGAGCAAGUGCUGCCACUCUUUGUACCCAAGGUUGUUGCAACAAUCAUGCCUGAGGAUUAUCGAUACAUGAAGGGAGCUUUACAGUAACAAUUUAAGUGGUGCAGUACCUAAUGAACUUGGGAAUCUUUCAAGCCUGGUUAGUUUGGAUCUUUACUUGAACAAGUUCGUUGGACCCAUUCCUAGCACUUUGGGCAAGCUUACAAAGCUGCGAUUCCUGAGAAAAGCUUGAGCAGGAGGGAAGAACACUAGUUUGAAGAAUGACAAAUUUAGGAAGAAAUAUCAUUGAUAAGGGCAAACAAGUAUGUGAUUCGAGACAGAGUUCAGAUGAUGUCCCAAACGGAGUACAUUCCUCUAAUGAAACUCCUAUGGAUUCGCAAGACACUGAAAAUGAAGGAGUUUCAAUAGAUGCUCCUGAAGUAUGUAUAAGUGGUGCAAAAAGAUCAAGGUCAAAGACUUCAUCAAUAUGGAAUGAUUUUGAUGAGGCCAUUAUAAAUGGUAUCAAAAAAGGAAAAUGUAAGUACUGCAGUACACUAUUUUUAAUAAGUGCAGGAGGAUCUACAUCAUCAAUGAGAAGACACAAAUGUUUGACACGUUUUGCUAACAAAAAACAAACGAUUUUAAGUUUUAAAUCUGAGAAUACUUCUGAUGUCACGAAGAAGCUUAUGGAAAUAAGUUCCAACAUCAAUGCUCAGGCAAUAAGAGAGAUAAUUGCAAAACUAGUGGCAACCGGAGAACAUGUUUUUUCCAUAGUAGAUAAUUGUUGGUUUAGAUUCCUUCUUAGGCUUGGUUUUCCUAAUUGGGUGCCAGUUUCAAGAACGACAGUUAAGAGAGAUGUUAUGAAAUUAUAUGAAGAUGAAAAGAAAAAAUUGCUUCAUGUCUUGAAGGGUGUUGAUAAGAUUGCUUUGACUACAGAUAUGUGGACGUCAAACCAACAACUUAGAUAUAUGGCAUUAACAGCACAUUUCAUUGAUAAAGAGUGGAAUAUGCAACAACGUAUCAUCAACUUUACUGAAGUUGAGCCACCUCAUACUGGGUUAGUUUUAGCAAAUGUAAUUGCUAAGCAUCUUGCAGAGUGAGAGAUUAAAAAAAAUAAUAUCCAUUACAGUUGACAACACUUCAUCAAACGAUGUUCUUGCUAGAAAAUUAAAAGAUAACAUGGAAAAAAGUGGUAUCAGCUUGUAUUAUGGAGGUAAAUUUUUUCAUGUGCGAUGUGGUGCACAUAUUUUGAAUCUGAUGGUACAAGAUGGGUUGAGUGCCAUUAAAGAUGAAAUCAUUAGCAUUAGAGAUGCAAUUAAAUAUAUCAAAAUGUCACCUUCAAGACUCCAUGGUUUUGCUGCUGCAGCUAGAGAGUUGGAUCUUUCAACGACAAAGAAGUUUGUGUUAGAUGUACCAACUCGAUGGAAUUCAACAUAUUUUAUGUUGGAAACAGCUCUUGCAUAUAAAGAUGCUUUUGCAAGGUAUAGCAUGGAAGACCCAGGUUUUGUAUGGUUGCUUGGACCUAAGGAUUGGGAAAAAAUAGCAGUGGUAUGUGAUUUUCUUCAGGUUUUCUAUGAUGUGUCCACCUUAUUUUCUGGGUCAUCGUAUGCAACAGCAAACUUAUAUUUUCUUGAAAUUUGGAGAGUUAAAGAAAUAUUGCAGGAAAAGGUUGAAAAUGAAGGUGGGUUUAUGAAGGCAAUGGCAGUGAAAAUGAAGGAGAAAUUUGAUAAAUAUUGGAAAUCUUGUAACUUGUUAAUGAUUAUUGCAUCCAUAUUAGAUCCACGCGUGAAACUCACAUUAUCAGAAUUUUUUUUUUCAAGAAUUUACCAGUCAAGAGAAGAAAGGGAAGAACAAAUGCAAAUAAUAAAACAAUCUUUACAAGAUGUUUAUGAAAGUUACAUUCAAAGAAAUGAAGUGGAUGUCAAUAUUUCUACUGCAUCAACUACUUCCUCUAGUAUUCAAGGUCGAGAGAGUCGAGACGCCCCACGUAGUGGAACAGAGCUAUUUUUUGAGUUCUUAGGUAAAGCUGAGAAUGUUGCUUUUCAGGUCACCAAAUCUGAGAUAGACACAUAUUUGGAGGAUGGAUUGAUUAAGCAUGAUGAUAAUGGUGAUGAAGAUUCUUUCAAUAUUUUGCAAUGGUGGAAGGAUAAGGAAUCUAAGUAUCGAAUUCUUUCACAAAUGGCGCGUGAUCUGUUGUCAAUUCCAAUAACUUCUGUUGCUUCAGAAAAAGCUUUCAGUACAGGAGGUCGAAUUAUUAAUGAUAGUUGUAGUUCAUUGAUGCCAAAAACAGUUGAAGCUUUGGUUUGUUUGGGUAAUUGGGUAAAGAAUGAUGAUGAUCCAAUGCAUGAAGUUUUAACAAAAGUUGAGGAUGAAUCAAGUGAAUAUAUAUCAUUAGAAUGAUUCAAGUUAUCUCUUGUUGCCUCUUGUAGUUUUCUGCUUUGAUGUCCAAUGUUCAUGACUCAUGAUUGUGUGAAGAGCUUCUAUAUGAAGUGAGUAUGUGAAUUCGAGUUAGUGGAGGUGGCUGUUAUUGUGGCUAGAGGAAGGGAUGAUUUAUUUUCAAGUUUUGGUUCCUUGAGAGUUGAGAGGAGUGAGGGUUCUCAAAACAUUUGUUCACUUAUUUUUACAUACUUAUGAACAAGCUAAUUAUGUUUAAGUCCCAUUCAUUUGGAAUGAAUUUGAUGGACUAAUUUUCUGCACUGUCAUUUUAUUUGUUUAUGAUACACUCUAUGAAACUUUGUAACUUGUAAGUUCAGAAGUCCAUCAGGGACCUGCUGUUCUUAGAAUCGCUAUGGUUGUGAACUUGCGAUGGCUGAGGAAUUGGGACUUGAGAUGGCAAUUCGCUCAUAUGUGAAAGGUGGCAAAACAUCUAUACCUGUUCAACAACUUUCUGCCUGCACGUUGAAUGCUUUCCAAGCAACUGAUGAGUGAUGACUCAUCUAUUGCAUGUAUGUGGUCUAUUAGUAAUGUACUAUUGUUGGUAGUCUGGUGCUGCUGUUGCAUACUAAGAUAUUGAUUCAUAUGUGGUCCUCAUGGAAAACCAAGUUGCCAAAGGAAAGUUGGUCUAUUAUUGUUCACGUGUCUCCAGCAUGUGAUUGAGUUCUGGUAAGUUAUUUACAGUGAGUUCCAAAUGUGUGUGUGUGUUACUUAUAUUUCAUUCUUCUUGUGAUUUGCAAUGUAUAAUUUUUCUUUAUUAUUAUUACUAGGCCCAAUUUGAGUAAGUCAUGGUUUUUAACUCAAUUGUAUCAGCUAAAUGCUUAUGUGGACUUCAUUGCUUUCAAACGGGCUCCUUCUUUUGUUAGUACUCCUACAAACUGUAAAAAGACUUUUAGAUUUCACGUUUGGUGCAUGCCUUUACAUAAUUUUGACUGAAGAUAUACAUUUAAAGGUGUAACUUUUGCCACUAAAUUUGAACGAUUGGUCACUUCAUCUUUGCAGGUCUGGAGAUUGGUGGUGAAAUGAAUCUGACUUCUGGAAUUCAAGUGGCUCAACUAGCACUUAAACAUCGCCAGAACAAAAAGCAGCAACAGCGAAUCAUAGUAUUUGCUGGAAGGUUUGUGUAACUAACAUAAUUUGACAUACCAUGAAAAGUCUUUCGUAUUCAUUUUCUGCUUGAAAUUCUGUGGUUGUAGUCCAAUUAAACAUGAUAAAAAAAAGUCUUGGAGGCAAUUGGAAAGAAGUUGAAAAAGAAUAGUGUUGCUCUUGUCAUAGUUGGGUUGAGUCACUGGGUUACACUAAUCAGCGUCAACACAAGUUUGUGUCAGAAGAUAGAUUCAUUGGUUGAAUCCCUUAAUUGAAUGAGAUUAUGUUUUUUGCUAAAUACUUACAGUGAUGAUAAGACUGGUUCAUGAGUUCAUUGAAAAGGUCAAGGCCCAUAUCAUGAUUGGCAGUACAGUACUCGUUUUCCCUAGCUUUUAUCUUGAUGAAACUCACUUAAGGCGUUGAUUAAACCAGAGAUCCUGAGGAGUCAAGGGCCUGCCAAGUUCCAGUUUAGCACAUGACAGAAAGCGUAAAAGCUGAACUCAUCCUUUAAACUUUUUGGGCCUUUUUCCAUGUAUCUUAUCUAACAGUUUGAUGAAGCUUGAAUUGGUAUAUUAUGUUCCUAAAGUUACGAUAUUAUUGCCCUAAAAUGUAGACAUGAAAGUGCUCAGCAUGCGGGCCCCAACAACAGAUUUGGUUUGUAGGUGAUUGUGAUUGAUGGCCGGUCAAAGUUGUAGAUCAGUUGAGAUUAUGUAUCUCAAGUUCUCAACUGAUUAACUUGGUUAUUGGGCACCUACAACACACAUAUUCUUUUGAUAGUAUUCCUUGCGGUUGUUUCGAUGCUGCUAGCGGGUUUCUUCAUAUACCAUGCUCAUCUCUGUCUGUCAAACACCACGACUAAUGAGACUUUUAAGUGGGCAGACUACAUAAGCUGGAAGACCCGAGUAAACAAGGCUAAGGCAAGCAGCGCAGCCCUCAAGGAGGGUGGGUGCUUGGAGGGGUGGCUUAGUGUAUGGCAAAAGCCGUUUCCAAGAAAGAAGGUGCAUCUGGCCCUUCUCUGCCUUCCGGUGGGAGGAGGAGGAAGCUGCUGCUUCUAAGGAGAACCUAUAUGAUCAACGGAUGUCGUAUAAUUUGUUUGAGAUCAUUUGUCCACUAUCAGAAAGAGCCUCUUUUUCACGGAGGAAAGCACCGUGAUGCCCACUUCAUGCUGGGACCUAGGCACUCAGAUGAUCCAUUUUUUUGGCACCAUGUUUUUUUCAUAUUUUGAGUUUGGGACCUAGGCAAUCGUCAAAAUUUGAUGGUGAUGGUUACAAUCUGCUUCCUGGUUGGAUCAUGGUGUCCACCUCCAUGUGCUAUGGUGAUUGCCUUGGCAAUGCUGGCUCGUGACGAGUUGGGCAUGACCUAUGGACUAUGGUGAUGUUCUGGCCACAGACGUUCUUGUAAAUUUACUACUACCGAGCAUUUGUAUGUGUCAAAUGAUGUUAAUAUAUGUGUCAAAUGAUGUUAAUAUAUGGCGUGGAGUUAAUCGAGCUUAAA
Nymphaea colorata (pocket water lily) is the source of this 5214-nucleotide messenger RNA. RefSeq names its product zinc finger BED domain-containing protein RICESLEEPER 2-like. Gene Ontology annotation, molecular function: DNA binding; protein dimerization activity. The record is from RefSeq and is a predicted model, not a curated record. Lineage: Eukaryota; Viridiplantae; Streptophyta; Magnoliopsida; Nymphaeales; Nymphaeaceae. Bases 1381 to 2601 code for a protein of 406 amino acids. The transcript is spliced from 10 exons.